This is a messenger RNA of Dictyostelium purpureum, 1014 nucleotides long. RefSeq lists its product as uncharacterized. The coding region runs from base 1 to 1014 and encodes 337 amino acids. The transcript is spliced from 2 exons. Lineage: Eukaryota; Evosea; Eumycetozoa; Dictyosteliales; Dictyosteliaceae. The record is from RefSeq and is a predicted model, not a curated record.
AUGUUUGAAAAUAUUUUUGACCCAUUCAAAUCUUUUCAGCAAAUUGCACUUUUUAUUAUAAUACCAUUAUUAAUUGGGGUACAUCAAGAAAAGAUCAGUGUUCAAGUAGCAGGAGAUAUAAUAGUGUGGUAUAUAGCAAUUAGCUUUGGAAUUUAUUUAUUUAAAACGCCAUUGUCGUUAUAUUUCACAGUUAAAGAAAAAACCCAACUGUUAAAAGAACAAAAGAAUUUUUUUGACAAAGAAACCUAUAAUAAAAAAGACUAUGAACUAUAUCAAUUAGAAUGGAGGUUAUUUAUUUUUUCAUUUUUAUCACCUUUUGCAGCAUUAUUAAGUUGGUAUGGAUUAGAGAAAUUCUGUAUGGCUUACUCAUUAACAACACUUAGUAAUUUAUUACACCCAUACUUUAUUAUUAUUGCAGGAUUUGUAACAUCAUACCAACCAAUAAUAAGCUUUAUGGAUAAUUUCAAAGGUAGAAUUGACCAAAUAUACCCAAGAUUAAAAUAUGAACCAACAAAUGAAUUAUAUGAUAGUGGCUCGUUUAAACAACCCUCUUCUUCACUACAACAAUCCUCAGAUGAUUUAGGCUCCUCAUCCUCUUCCUCAUCCUCUUCAAACUCUGCAACACCAAGAACACCAUUAUUUCAAUCAUCAAAUAGUUUACCAAACUUGGCAAUAAAUCAAGAAGCUCUAUUUAAGAAUAUAGUUUAUAGUCAUUCAAAGAGUACUGAAGACUCUUUAAGAGGUGAACUGGGUCAAUUUAGAAUCGAAUUUUCAAAUUACAUUAAAAAUUUAAAUUCCGACAACAAUCAAUUAAAAAGAGAUAUAAGAGAUUGGACAUCAAAGAAAUCAAGUGAAUUGGCAAAAGCAGAAUCUAGAAUACUCAAUUUAGAAAAUCAAAUUGAACUAUUACAAAUGCUUUUAGAAAAAGAAAAAUCAAACCAUUCGUCCAAAUCUUCAGAUAUUUUUAAAAUAUUUUCACAUUGGGGUUCUCAAAAAAUGAUAUCUUCAAAAUAA